AUGGAAGAUAGGGAGGAGCUGAAGGCGCAGAGGCUUCAGUUGGAGAGAGAGAGGGAAGAGUUGAAGCUUCUCGAACGCACACUAAAAGAGAGAGAAGAAUCGAUUAAGAGGGAGAGAGAAGUAGUACUUAAUGAGGUUGAACUAAUGCUGAAACUGAAAGAAGCUUUGAGGUUAGAGAAGGAGGAGUUGAAUGAGAUGGAGGUUUUGAAGAAGGAGAGGGAAAUGCUGUUGAGGGAGAAGGAAGAAUUGAAGAAGGAGAGGGAAGAGUUGGAGGAGGGUAAAGUGGAGUUGAAGAAGCAGAUGGAGGCAUUUCGUAUAGAGAAGAUUCGGUUUUGGAAGGAGGACUGUGAGAAUCAGAAGAAAGAGUCUGAGGAGGACGAGGACGCGUUGGGCGUUGAUAUACGUGAGAAAUCACUGCAAUCCAUUCCAGUAUAUACGAGGAGACCUAAGAGGGUGCUGAAGCCGUCUGUCUACAAGUGUUCUCCAUUCAUUUCUAUCUCUGCCGUGCAAACCACUCCAAGCAACGCCGCCAACGAUGAGAAACAGAGAGAAUUUCCGACUUCUCCGAUACCCCUCCAGGCCAUGAUCGAUCCACUUAGGGUAAUAUCGCAGGACGAACUCCAUGAAUUGGAAAGCUGGGCCAACGCAAACAAAGAAUCACCUGAAUUUCGAUGGUUCAAGACCAUUUGGGAGAAGAAUGCUUGGGUUGACAGCGUGGCUAUUGACAAGUACGUCGAUUUCUUGGAGAGAAGACACCGAUCAUUUCCUCUAUUAUAUACAAAGGACUGCAAGUUCUGUCCCACAUAUUUCCUGCCAUGUAUCGGCAUGCAAAUGUCGACAUUGCGAAUAUAUCGGGAUGUUGGCAGUGACGAUUCACGUUUAUUAUUUAAAGGGCUAGAAAAACUCUCUCCGAUCAGCAUUGUCAAGCCGCAUGAGGGGCAGAAGGCCAUGUGGCAACAUGAAGAGGCAUAUGUACCAGUCAAUCACGCCAACAGUCAUUGGUACCUGAUGGUCAUCCACCCUCGAGACCGAGAAAUCAUUAUACUUGACAGUUUAUACUCGAGGGCACUUAAUCGAUACAGGCAACAUAUUGAUCUGAUAAAGGAGGCCUUGCCUAUAUUAUUUUACGCCACUGGAGAUAGGGCUACGCUGGAAGGAAAUGCUUGGACGGUCAGAGAAGAUACAUCUAUACCAAAGCAGACGAACGGAUAUGACUGUGGCAUUUUUGUCAUGAAAUAUAUCGACAUUUUGUGUAGCAACCACAUUUUGACAGGGAGAGACUUGCGGCCAUUCACUUCCAGCUUUAGGGAGUCAAUAGCCUAUGAUUGCCUUAGUGAGUUGAAAAUAUGA
Molecule: messenger RNA, 1350 nt
Organism: Magnolia sinica
Lineage: Eukaryota; Viridiplantae; Streptophyta; Magnoliopsida; Magnoliales; Magnoliaceae
Product: ubiquitin-like-specific protease ESD4
Exons: 4
Coding region: 1-1350 (449 amino acids)
Biological process (GO): protein desumoylation
Cellular component (GO): nucleus
Molecular function (GO): deSUMOylase activity
Source: RefSeq, a predicted model, not a curated record